Molecule: messenger RNA, 1185 nt
Organism: Apis cerana (Asiatic honeybee)
Lineage: Eukaryota; Metazoa; Arthropoda; Insecta; Hymenoptera; Apidae
Product: leucine-rich repeat-containing protein 57
Cellular component (GO): cytoplasm
Molecular function (GO): protein binding
Source: RefSeq, a predicted model, not a curated record
AUGGGAAACUCUGGUUUAAAACAGCAUUACGAGACUGCAAAGAAAACCGGAACAUUAAAAUUGUCACGAAGAAAACUCCAUGAAUUUCCACAAAAUUUAUUAGCUUUGGCACCGUUGCUACGUACAUUGGAUUUAUCGGAAAAUGAAUUUGUUCAUAUUCCCGAUAAUAUUGGUAAUUUUACAUUAUUAAAGCUAUUGAAUGUUAAUCAUAACAAAUUGACAACUUUACCCGAAGCACUUGGAGCAUUGACAAAAUUAGAAUGUUUAAAUGCAAGCUCGAAUCAAAUAAAAACUAUCCCAUGGUCAUUGUCAAAACUAACACGAUUGAAACAAAUCAACUUAUCUGAUAAUCGUAUAACCGAAUUUCCUCCUAUGUUUUGUGACUUAAAAUUUCUGGAUGUGUUAGAUCUAUCGAAGAAUCGAAUUACGACAAUCCCUGAUGCGGCUGGAGCGUUACAUAUAGUUGAACUUAACCUCAAUCAGAAUCAGAUAUCAACUAUAUCUGAGAAAUUGGCGGAAUGUUCGCGCCUAAAAACAUUAAGACUUGAAGAAAAUUGUUUACAACUGAAUGCAAUACCUAGUAAAAUUUUGAAAAAUUCUAAAAUUUCAGUCCUGUCUGUCGAAGGAAAUUUAUUUGAAAUGAAACAAUUUGCUAAUCUUGAUGGUUAUGAUAACUAUAUGGAAAGAUAUACUGCUGUAAAGAAAAAACUCUUUUAAGAGAUAUUUUAAUGAAUAUUUAUUAUUGAAUCUAUUAUAGGUAAUUAUUAUACAUAUAUAAUUAUUUUAUAACAUUGAAAAAGAUGCCGCAUCGUGUUCGCGUAAUUAUACUCGAUACCUGCGAUAAUAUAAUAUAGAAAUAAAAUUUUCAAAUUAAUUGAUAAUAAUGUUUUUAAUAAUGUGAAUGCUUAUACAAAAAAAACACUUUUUUACAAAGCGUUUGUUAAAUAAGCACUAAUAAACUAUAUAGAGAUAUAUAUAUAUAUAUAAAAUCAUUGAUCUGCACUUGAUGCAGUACUCGUACUAGAUUAUAAUUUUUAUUACACGGAUUAUAAAAUGAUAUCCUAAUAUUUCGUAUCACACUGCAAUUCUUAUAAAAAUGUUCUUAUACGCAACAAUUACAAUUCUUAUGCAUCAUUAAGAUGUAUAAAUAAAAUGUAUUAAAUAAUAAAAUAUGUUUUAUAAAAA